Nicotiana tabacum (common tobacco) is the source of this 1963-nucleotide messenger RNA. Its product is annotated as B-box zinc finger protein 19. Gene Ontology annotation, biological process: regulation of DNA-templated transcription; photomorphogenesis. Gene Ontology annotation, molecular function: zinc ion binding. Gene Ontology annotation, cellular component: nucleus. The record is from RefSeq and is a predicted model, not a curated record. NCBI's taxonomy places the organism in Eukaryota, Viridiplantae, Streptophyta, Magnoliopsida, Solanales, Solanaceae.
UUUUCCCUUUUUGUUCCUUCGUUUCUUCUCUCUUUCCUCCUUCCCCUAUAGCAUUCUUCCUCUUUUCCUAACACUGCUCAACCACCAGUUCUUUUCCGCUUCUUCUUUUCUUUGUCAUAACCCCAAUAUUCUCAUCUUCUUAAGAAAAAAAUUUAACUUUGUGUGCUACACUACAACCACAGUUAGAUUUUGACUUUGUUUCAUACAUAUUUCUGGUUUUUUUGUUUGAUUAAUUGUAUGGUUUUCUGGGUCAGUGAAUAUUGGAAAAUGAUUUGAAGAGUGAAAAAAUAGAUAUAAACAAAUAUGAGAACCCUUUGUGAUGUUUGUGAAAGUGCUGCUGCUAUACUAUUUUGUGCUGCUGAUGAGGCUUGUCUUUGUCGUGCUUGUGAUGAGAAGUGGUUCCUGUCUAUCUUGCGAGCACCUCGCCAAGUAUAAACUAUUUUCCACCAGCAUAGGUACGGGUACUCUGCCCCAAAGGCUUAGACAGGUGGGAAGAAAUCAAACCGGAGGUUUUUGUGUCUGUUGGGAUUGGAACCGUGGUCAUUUCAUCAAUUUCAUUGACCGUGAGGCCCACACAAUUGGAUGUUCUUCAUAACACUUUUCUCUGGCCAGUGGUGUAUUUUCCAAUGUGUAGUGUGGAAACUUCUUCAUAUUUAGCACUGGCUUAUUGUCUCGCCUAUAUCUACAUGCCCUUUUACUUAUUCUUGGUUGCCAAGACGCUUCUAGUGUUUGGAAACACAAAAAUAAAAUACAAGUUGUAGGAUGUUACAUGACCUUAAUAAGGUUAGAAGACCCUGGCGCAUUUGGUCCAUAUGUGCAACAAGCUUGCAAGUCGACAUGUACGGGUUGGGCUUGCUGACCCCAGUAAAAUCCAACGUUGUGACAUAUGUGAAAAUGCACCUGCUUUCUUUUAUUGUGAGAUCGAUGGAAGUUCCCUUUGUUUGCAAUGUGAUAUGAUUGUCCAUGUUGGAGGUAAAAGAACCCAUGGAAGAUAUCUCCUUAUAAGGCAGAGAAUUGAGUUUCCAGGGGAUAAAUUGGGCCCUUCAAAUGAACUAGGAUUGCCAUCUACUGAACAAGGUGAUGUAAGGAGGGAGCCAGCACAGCCCUUUACGCUCCCUAUGAUAGAAAACCACCAAUCAAACAGGGAAACUGCUAAGGCAGGGCUAGAAAAUAAUGUGAAUAGUAGCGUGAAAAUGGAGAAUGAGUUGAUUGACCUUAAUUCCAGACCUCAAAGGAUGCACGGUCAAUCGUCAAAUAAUCAGGAACAAGGAAUGGACAUGCUUAGUGGCAGCAAUCAUGAGUCAGUCAGCGUUGUUCCUGAUGGACCCUUCAAAAGAGAGCCAGAGAAGUGAUCAAGAUGUGAGAUUGCCGCUGCCCUUCCAAAAUUCAAACUUGAAUUAUGAAUUGGAGCUGCCGGCCCUAGCUGAGUUCUGUAAAAUGUCAGAGCUUUAAGCAAGGCGAAGCGUUUGAACUAGUCAGGACCAAGUUGAGUUUUCUCUUGGAGUGAAGAGCACUCUGAAGUUCAUUAUUCAACCACUUCCAUGCCUAUAUUUCAAGAUGAGGAUCAGAAAGAAGUUCUGCCAUCUUUCUUUUGAGGAGAGGAUAAGGCUGCAAUCACCACAUUUACCUCUGUAUUUUCUUGUACUGAGUAAUGGGAAAAACAAUCUUUACAGAUUCAAGAUGAACUGGGACACUAAUGUAGUGUUGUCAUUCAUUACAUUGUACUAGUUUUUAGUCAUGAAUUUUUAGUCUCAUCUGGUUUGUAUUUGUCUCUAUAGCAAUUCUGUUAUUAGACUUCAAAAUCAUUCAAGGUUGAAGCCAAGGGUAUAUCGGAAACAGCCUCUCUAUCCCACUAGUGGGAUUUUACUGGGUCUUUGUUGUUGUAAUCAUUCAAGGUUGACACAAACUAUUGGGGAGUAAUUGAACCACCCAAGAAUCAAUAUGACUGUCACCAACUCAGAAA